Molecule: messenger RNA, 3227 nt
Organism: Brassica napus (rape)
Lineage: Eukaryota; Viridiplantae; Streptophyta; Magnoliopsida; Brassicales; Brassicaceae
Product: glutamate receptor 1.3-like
Exons: 5
Coding region: 261-2936 (891 amino acids)
Cellular component (GO): plasma membrane
Molecular function (GO): glutamate-gated receptor activity
Source: RefSeq, a predicted model, not a curated record
AAAUAAUGAUCCGAUUGAGAAAAGAGUAGCCAACCUCGAAAUACAAUCUGAAACUUUGGAAUAUUUCAACCAUAGGAGAAUAAUUAGUUAAAUUAUUUUUGAAAUCAAUUAUUUAAAAUCUAUCAAUUACUGUGUUUGUCUAAUGGUAAUAAAAUCGGAAAAUAACCAGUGCAGACGCUCGGUCUAAAUCUUGUUUGUAUUAUAAUCUUUUGUAGUGGAAAUUUGGAAUAAAUCUACAAGAGUAAAAAACAAAACACAUUAUGGGUUGGCUAGAAUCGACGGUUAUAUAUAGUAAAAGUUAUAAUAAAAAUGUUCAUAAUAGACGUGUAUGUUGUUUUUUUUCCUUUGCAAUUGGAAACUUCUUUCUAAUGGAGAAGUUUGGGAUCCAAAACCGAACUCUGGUUUCAUUUCUUAUUGUUCUGUUUCUCUUUAUCUGUUCUAACUGUUUUGCAUGGUCUCAAAACGACGACGUUAGUGAGGUCUCCGGGACUGAGCAAAAAUGGGUUAGGGUUGGGUUGGUUUUGGAUCUGGGUUCCGUGGAGGGAAAGAUAGUGGGAAGCUCUGUUUCCUUGGCGCUUUCUGAUUUCUACACUGUUAACAGUAAUUACAGAACACGAAUCAUUCUCUCUGUCAGAAACUCUCACGGAGAGCCUAUCCUAGCUCUCGCUUCAGCUAUUGAUCUUCUGCAAACUGAAGGAGUUAAGGCAAUUAUUGGCGGGAACUCGUUGCUUGAGACGAAGCUUUUGGCGGAGAUUGGAGAGAAAGCUAGAAUUCCUGUGAUUUCACUUAACUCUCCGGUUUCAUUGUCAUUGAGCAAAUACAGUCAUUUGAUCCAAGCGACGUAUGAUUCAUCCUCCGAGGCAAAGGGCAUUACAGCUUUCAUCCAUGAGUUUGAUUGGAAGAGUGUUGCUCUUGUUCAUGAAGAUGAAGAUGACUGGAGAGAGAGUAUGCAGCUCCUGGUAGACCAUUUCCAUGAGAACGGAGUUCAUAUACGGUCCAAGGUUGGUUUUACAGUCUCUUCAACCGAGGAGGUUAUGAUGGAUAGGCUAAGGAAGCUGAAGGACUUGAGAACAACUGUUUUUGUGGUGCACUUGUCUGAGCUUAUUGCAACUCAUCUCUUCCCAUGUGCUGAGAAAUUAGGGAUGAUGUCUGAAGGGUUUGCUUGGAUCCUCACUGUUAAAAGCAUGAACAGUUUUAAUCAAAACCUUGACGAUUUUUCAAAACAGGCAAUGGAAGGUGUGGUUGGUUUCAGGUCUUACAUCCCAAUGUCAAAAAAGCUUCACAAUUUCACUUCUAAAUGGAGAAAAUCACUUCCUGUUGAAGAAGAUGCGGGGUCUGAGAUAGCUCGGCUGAGCAUCCCUGGUGUAUGGGCUCACGAUGUAGCCUGGGCACUGGCGAGAGCAGCAGAGUUUACAAGGAUGUCAAAUGUAUCAUCAACUCUUCUUGAGGCUAUCACAGAGUGUAGGUUUAAAGGUUUAAGUGGUGACUUCCGUAUCAAGAAUAAGAAGUUGUUGUCCAACAAGUUUGAGAUUGUGAAUUUGAUAGGAUCAGGCGAGAGAAGAGUGGGAUUAUGGAAUUCUAAUGGUAGUUUCAGCAACAAGCUGGAGACCAUAUUCUGGCCUGGUGGGACUAUCCAAAAUCCGCAAGGACUCCAACUAGGAGAAAGCAAGAGAAAAACGCUCAGGGUUUUGGUUACAUCUAGCAACAGAUUCCCAAAACUGGUGAACGCGACGACUGAUCCAAGAACAAAAAAAAUUACUGCUGAUGGGUUCUGUAUACAAGUCUUCAAUGCUUCCAUUAGGCGUUUCAACUAUGAUGUGGAGUACACACUUUGGACUGGUGGUCCUAACUACGACAAUCUUGCAUAUACACUUAGUACCCAGAAAGACAAAUAUGAUGCGGCCGUGGGAGAUAUUACAAUCACUUCCAAUAGAUCAAAUUAUGUUGAUUUUACUAUUCCAUUCACUGAACUGGGUCUAGGAAUGGUAGCACCAAAGCAAAGUAGUAUGUGGGUAUUCUUUCAACCUCUAACACUAGACCUUUGGAUGACAAGUGCAGCUUUCUUUGUCUUGACGGGGACUAUAGUUUGGUUGAUAGAAAGACCUGAGAACACUGAGUUCCAGGGAUCUUGGUCACAACAGAUUGGAGUUAUGCUUUGGUUUGGCUUCUCUACCCUUGUUUAUGCUCACAGGGAGAAGCUAAAACACAACUUAUCAAGAUUUGUAGUCACCGUUUGGGUAUUUGCAGUGCUCAUACUGACUACGAGUUAUACUGCAACAUUGACAUCAAUGAUGACGGUGCAACAGAUAAGAUUCAACACCAACAAAGACUUUGUGGGUCACCUUUCUGGCUCACUCAUUGCAAAUGAGACCCUCAAAGCAAUGAAUACCAAAGGUCUCAAUACCUCUGAAGAUUAUGCUAAAGCCCUGUUGAACAACACAGUCGCAUUCAUUAUCGAUGAGUUGCCAUACCUCAGUGUCCUCCUUGGAGAGAAUCCUGGACGUUUUCUAAUGAUCAAGCCACAAGUUACCACCAACGGUUUCGGAUUUAUGUUUCAAAAGGGUGACGAAUUGGUGCAUAAUGUGUCCAAAGAAAUAUCGGAGCUAAGGACAAAAGGGAGGCUUAACGAGAUGGCGAAAACAUGGUUUGAGAAUCGUUUUCCAUAUACAAUAGAUGAUACACCAGACCCUAUAGACCUUUACAGAUUUCGAGGUUUGUUUAUGAUCACGGGGGGUUCUUCAGCUCUUGCUCUUGCAGUAGUUCUCAUUAUCUGGCUCCGGGACACAUGGGGAGAUCUUAUGAAUUCGAUCAGCAUAUUUCUUGCGGGAGGAUUUAUACAUUUCAGGAUCCUCUUUGCAAGAACUGUCUCUCCCAGCCCCGUCGAUGAGCCCAUUGGCGAGAAUGCAAUGCAAAUGGCUCAACGUAACACACAAUAGAAGUGGAUGGUUUUGUUGUUGUGUGUAAUAGUACAAGUGAAGGUGGAUGCUCCUGUUCUUGUGUGUUGUUGUGUUCAAGUCUUCAGCGUACGUGAUGUUGUUCGUCUUUGACUCUGACUUAGAGCCUCACCCGAACAACCUUUCCCUUCUUUCUCCAGAGGUCCGUCAGUCCACUGUGAUAUGAUUCUUGUUUGAUUCAAACCGGAUGACGUCAUCUGUAAAUAUAAAAUGAUGUUUUGACCAAUCCUUUCUUGUAAGUUGCAGAUGUAAUAUAUUGAUUUCUUACUAUGA